GGCGGAGAUCUCCGGCUGGUUGGUUCGAGACCCGCUUGCUCCGUCGUCCUCCGCACAGCCGGGCACCUUGCUGCGCAGCCGCGAGCAGGAGCAGCCCGAGAUUAUCGUCAUCAGCGACGACGACCACGAAGACGAAGAAGAAGAUGGUGCGCGCGGCGGAGAGAUCCGGCAUGGAGAGAUCCCGGCGCGCGUUAAGGAUGAGGAGUCUGAGGAAGGUUCCAGCGUCGACUGGGACGCGCUCAUGUUAAGCGACGACGAGUCCACUGCUGCUGCGCCGCCCGGCACGGCGACGGGUGUGCCGGAUGAGGAAGAAGAAGCGGAGCUGGAGGAUAAGGAUAAUCUGGAGGAGGAGCAAGAGGAAGAUGAGGAAGAUGAAUGGGAGGAGGAAGAAGAAGAGGAACGAGAAGCCGAUCUGGAGGAUAUGGUCGGCGAAGAGGAGGAGGAAGAACAGGGGAAAGAGGAAGAUGAAUGGGAAUUAGAAGAAGAAGAGGAAGAAGAACACGAGGAGACGGAAGAGGAGGAAUCUGAAUCAGAGCAAGAUGAAGAGGCAGCCGAGGAACCGCGCCGUGGCGGGCCUAGAAAUUCCGCGGCGGCUGGUCGUUAUGCGCACAGGGCAGAGGACGGCGAGAUCUUUGCCAAGAGACUGUUCGAAGGGUUGUGCAUCUCCAAGGCGGCGGACACCUCGGCUGCGGGCAAACCGGUGGCCGGGCGGACGCGGUCACGACGGCGAUGCCUCAACACGAAGCUGCUUCGGCAAGGCACCUACAACAAGCCAUACUGCCUCGACACGCCGUCAGAGUCAGGCUCGUCCGAGGCAGAGGAGGGUGUCAACAAGACGCCUCCUGCUCCAGCGCUGUCCUCCAGUGAUGAGGAGAUUGAAGCGGACGCCGGCGGCCAUGGUAGAACGGCGGCCAGGAAGGGAAGGCGCCGAGGGAAAAACCCUACCCCCAGUGACGACGAUUCCGAGGAGCACCGCGUCGGCGGCAGACAAGGAACGGCGGUGAGAAGGAGGAGAUGGCCCAAGGAUAAUACUGCUCAAUGUGACCACGAGGAGGAGGAGGACGACGAAGCCUUUGUUCCAUUCAGGAGGCCAAAGAGAUCAGGAGCAGUCCCCAAUCCCAGGGAUGGAUACUACGACCAACAGCAACAGGCCGGCGAUGCUCCCUUCAAGAAGAGCUCCCUGAUUCUUCCCAAGAAACGGUGCGGUGCCGGCCAGGAGCGAGAGACCUACGACGAUCUGCUGCAGUCCAUCUUCGACGAGAUCACGAACCAGCAGAACGGCUCUGCUCCUCUGGACGAUGGCUCUGCACCUGCGCAAGAACAGAGUGUCCCUGAUACGUUGCCCCUGAUAUUCUCCUUCGGGGACGAGGACCAGGUGGUGAAGGAGAAGACGGAGCAGGGCAAGUUUGAGGACCUUCUGUGGGCAGAAUUUGACUUUGCGUUGGAAUCCACCAAUGCUUGCUCUCAUGCCUGCCAGGAGGAGGGUGAAAAGAGCAAUGGGGAUGAAAUUCACGCAGACAGAGCAACUUCAUGCAAACGAGGGAAACAUGAUCUCAUUAUGGAUGAACAAAUAGGAAUCAGAUGCAAACACUGUGAUUUUAUCGAUCUUGAAAUUAGAGACGUAUUUCCAUCUAUGGUGAAGUUUUCAAUAGAAAGGGAACCAGCAAUGAGUCUCAAUUUGGAUUUGUUCUGUGAGGAUAUCAUAAAAUCAAUGGGAUAUGAAGGAACAAGUCAUUUUGAUAUUCAUGAGAGUGGCCUUGUCUGGGAUCUCAUUCCAGGGGUCCGGGAACACAUGUUCCCACACCAGCGGGAAGGAUUCGAGUUCAUGUGGAAAAAACUUGCAGGAGGAAUUGACAUUCAACAGGUGAAACAUACCGUGAAUACUGAUAGUACGAGUGGCUGUGUGAUUUCUCAUGCUCCAGGGACAGGCAAAACCCGUCUAGCGAUCACAUUUGUGCAAUCUUACUUGGAGCUUUUCCCGUGGUGCAGGCCAGUGAUAAUUGCUCCCAGGGGGAUGCUGGCUACAUGGGAGCAAGAAUUUAAAAAAUGGAACGUGAAGCUCCCUUUCCAUCUACUGAGUUCUUCUGGAAUCCAUUGGGAUGAAGACAAGACCAUCAAGAAACUGGUUGCACAGGACGAAAGUUUGGGCCAGAAGUUGUCCAUGAACAAAUUGAGCCAGAAAUCUAGGCUAAUGUUGAAGUUGGCCUCCUGGUAUGAGGGCAGUUGCAUCAUUGGUCUAAGCUAUUCACUUUACAGGAACCUUGCAAAGGGUGAAGACAUGGAUGGAGAAACGGUGAGGAAUCUGCUUCUCAAGAAUCCCGGCUUGUUGGUUCUCGAUGAAGGGCACACACCGAGGAACAAAAAAAGUCUAAUUUGGAAGGUUCUUGCAGAAGUCAGCACCGAAAAGCGGAUAAUUCUCUCAGGGACUCCAUUCCAGAACAACUUCCUGGAGCUUUAUAACAUCUUGUGCCUGGUUAAACCGAAAUUUGCAAGAGAUUUUGCCUGUACAAGACUCAACAAAAAAGACUUUAGUUCUAAGAGAACCUGCCAAUCAAGAGCAACACAUCAUUUGGAAGAGGAUGAAGGCAAGGAAUUCUGGAAAUCAUUAAGGAUGAGUAACAUCACUGAUGAUCAUCUCAGUGAAAUCCGGGAAAAACUGGACCCUUUUGUGCACAUCCAUAAUGGUGACAUUCUUCAGAAGUCACUUCCAGGAUUGAAAGAAUCUGUCGUGAUUCUUAAUCCUCUUCCUCAUCAGAAAGAAAUUAUCACAAUGAUGGAGAAAAGUGCAGGAAAGGGUUUUCUUGAUGCAGAAUACAAGAUAUCCCUUGCAUCUAUACACCCGUUCCUCCUCACAAGUGUAAAAUUGUCAGAUGAAGAAGCAUCUAUUGUGAACAAGCUGAAGAGUUCACGGCUGGAUCCAUGUGAAGGAGUAAAGACGAGGUUUGUUCUAGAGAUCGUCCGUCUUUGCAAACCAUUGAAAGAAAGAGUGCUUGUGUUCAGUCAGUACCUUGAACCACUGUCCCUAAUCAUGGAUCAGCUAACUAAAAAGUUCAACUGGACCGAAGGCAAAGAAAUCCUGCUGAUGAGUGGAAAUGUCCGUGUUAAACAACGUGAAGCCUUGAUGGAGGCCUUCAACGACAUGAACAGUGAGGCCAGGGUGAUGCUUGCAUCAACAAAGGCCUGCUGUGAAGGAAUAACACUUGUCGGCUCAUCACGAGUAGUUCUCCUCGAUGUCGUCUGGAACCCUUCUGUUGGAAGGCAGGCGAUUGGCCGAGCCUAUAGAAUAGGCCAGGAGAAGAUCGUGUACACAUACAAUCUGAUCGCAGAAGGAACAAAGGAGAAGAUCAAAUAUGACAGACAAGCCAAGAAGGAUCACAUGUCCAAAUUGCUGUUUACAAAGGAACCACAGGCUGCAGGGUGCAACCUGACACCAGAACUGAUAUUCGAUGAUAGGAUAUUGGAAGCAAUGACUGCACACGAAGAGCUCAAAGACAUGUUUGUGCAAAUUCUCCCUUCACAUUGACUGUGGACCCUGUAGUUCAAUCUUGGAGGCGGAAUAUAUAGAUUCUACAUUCCAUCCAUAUCUGAUCUUUGGAGUCUCCAAAUAAUAACUGGGAGAUGAUCAACAGGAUGCACUGGGUAAACGGCACGCAAAAAGGGUGAUAUGCGCCACUUGGUGAUGGCAUGGUGGUACUGGUACCUGCAUUUGAACUUGUAUCCAGAUGACCAUCACAUCCAUGUUAAAAAUUUGGAACUUCAAUGAUAAUUAGCUUGGCAGAUGAGGCGGCGAUCGUGUAUGGUGGUAUUGGAGCUGUCUGAAAUUCUGAACGAUUUGGAUCUCUUGGAAAUUUUCUCCUUUCAGCAUCAUCUCAUCUAAGAUCCCCCAUUCAAUCCCUGGAACACAUAGUUCAUAUUGCACAUUUGCACCAGCUCAUCCAGGGCAUGGACUCAUGUAGAGAACCAAUCAGUGCGGAAGUGGCUGUCAAUCUAAAUGUUAUUCGAUUAUUUGCGAAUGUAAGCUGCGGCGGCCAAAUGGUUUUGAUAUUUGAGUCUGUGUAGCUUUCUUUCUACCUAUGGAUCAUCAAGCAUGUGCUCAACGAUGGUUAAUUCGGGAACAUAUUGCCUGAAAGAUGACUGUAACAACUUUGCCACUAGUUCACGGAAAUCAGAAAGGCAGAAAGCUCCUAGAAAAUUACUGACUACCGUAACUCUCAUCAAACCAUCGAAGC
Molecule: messenger RNA, 4229 nt
Organism: Brachypodium distachyon (stiff brome)
Lineage: Eukaryota; Viridiplantae; Streptophyta; Magnoliopsida; Poales; Poaceae
Product: SNF2 domain-containing protein CLASSY 3
Exons: 5
Coding region: 242-3523 (1093 amino acids)
Biological process (GO): gene silencing by siRNA-directed DNA methylation
Molecular function (GO): ATP-dependent chromatin remodeler activity; ATP binding
Source: RefSeq, a predicted model, not a curated record